Molecule: messenger RNA, 642 nt
Organism: Trichoplax adhaerens
Lineage: Eukaryota; Metazoa; Placozoa; Uniplacotomia; Trichoplacea; Trichoplacidae
Exons: 1
Coding region: 1-642 (213 amino acids)
Source: RefSeq, a predicted model, not a curated record
AUGAGAGAAGUUAGUUUAUUUCCGCACAAUCCCACAAAAUGUCGUAGUGUUGAUUCGUUAGAACUGUUUGAAGACACAGAAAAUUAUGGCCAACGCCUCUUCGGUUAUAUACAUCCGCCGAAAAGUGCAUUUUAUAAAUUCGCUAUCGCAGCCGACGAUAUCGCUGAAUUAUGGUUAAGUCCUGAUAGUAGUCCUGAAAAGAUGAAAAAAAUCGCCUUUGUUGAACCAUGGCAAAAAAUUAAACCUAAUCAAUUUCAACUAGUUAAAAAUCAAGAAUCUAUCCACAUCUAUUUAGAAGCGAAUAAAAAGUAUUCUAUCGAAGUAUUACAUGCACAAGCGGAGAAGAAAGGAUUUGUUCAGGUUGCUUGGAAGAAAAGCCAACGACGAAAUUCACAGUAUACAAUUAUUAGUAGCCAAUAUUUGUCCUUAACAAAAAAUUACAUCUACAACAUGCCCGGUUAUAUUGUUCAACGUUUUCGUAAAGCUGGUCAUGGCCUACAAAUAUGGUAUAAGAAGCAAAAAGAAAAUGUCCCAUUUGCUAAGAAAUUCCACUUGUUACCUAUGUUGGAUCAGAAAUAUCUCGAUGAUAUUAAAUCGAAAUGUAGAUAUAAACCUCCAAGUUAUGUCUUACAACGCGGGUAA